UACAAAUCUCGCCUCCGGACGACGACGGAGACAGUCAGAUAAAAAUUAUUAGGGUUUCAGAAUUAUAGAAUUUUCUCUUCAAUUCGAGCCAGUGAAUUGCUGCCGCCUCCUCAAGUCAGUUCCUUUCUUAGUGAGAAUUGAGAAUUUUGCAAUGGAAUUUUUCUUGUAUCCUGUAAUGGCUGAUUAAAUUAACUGCGAAUCGUGGCUGAUCUUGACAAGCAUCUUUCUUGGCUGAUUCAAGGUAUUGUUUUGUGUGCUGUCUGGUUGUGUAGUGGACAUGGGGGCUCUUGCCCAGGUUGUUCCGUGGAUACCCGAAGACGACCUGCUGCUAAAGAAUGCCGUCGAGGCCGGUGCUUCUUUGGAAUCGCUUGCUAAAGGUGCUGUGCAGUUUUCUAGAAGAUUUUCUAUCAGAGAACUGCAAGAUCGAUGGCAUGCACUGCUUUAUGAUCCAGUAGUUUCUGCCGAGGCGGCUUUUCGGAUGACUGAGCUUGAACGUACUAACCCUAAUUUUCCUACAAAGUUUGGUAGAACUGGAUAUUCAAAAGAGAACAAAAGCUCAUCUAGGAAGAGGAAUGCUGAAAGGCUCAGAAGUACUUAUCAUUCCUUGCGGAAGAAAUUUCGGACUGAGCCAUUUAAUUCCUUGGAUCUAGGUUUCCUCGUACCACCAAAUGAUAGCCAUUUCAUGGAUAAUGGUGAUGCAACACAUCUUGGUCUUGAGGACUCUCACAUGGAUAUUAUCCACAACGCGUUUCCAGAAAUCUUGGCUGAAGGCGGUUGCGUGACAACUCAUGUUGUGCUGGAAGAUGAUUUACAGAGAAAGAUUCCUUACGUAGGAGGAGAAAAUCUCACAUUCACUGAACAUGCAGGUCCAUCAGGAUGUGAUGUGGUUCAUCAAGAUUCCGAGCAGAAACUAGAGAAUACUGUUCACGAGGAAAUAACCACAAUGGCUAGCACUGAUUUCCUGGCACAGCUUUCAACUUCUCUUUUCGAAGAAGACGUGGAACCGUUCAUGGAAGUAGAUGGCAAAGAAGUUGACAAGUCAUAUUAUGAUGGUCUUAGCUCACUGUUGGUGAACUCAACAAAUGAUACAAAUCGCGAGGCUUUUCCUAACUCCACCGAGCAAGAUCCUUCCAUUGCACCAACUCAUUCAGGAGAUGCAACUCUGGAUGAUCAUGUGAUGCUUGAGCUAGAUGGUACAAUUGCAAUUGCAUCUGCUUUAGAUCCUCAUCCUGAGAUUGUUGGGGGUGUAAUCUGCUGUUUAUUAAACCAAGAGGAUCCUGAUAUUCCGUGUAAUGAUGACAUUUUCCUAUCCAACAACUCCCAUCCAAUGUCAGUUUCUUCCUUAGCCCGGCGGAACUUUAAGGAUACCAAUAAUCCAUUAACUACAUGUGUUAGAGACCUCUCCGUCAGUAAGGAAAAAAGUGAGGGAUAUUCACUCCAGACUCUAAAGAAAAACCCAGGACGUUUACAGGGGUCUACUCAAGGAAAGCCAGAGAUGGGCCAACCAAGUCAAGCUAGCAAAUUCAGGGCAUCGACUAGUGCUGAGUUAAAGAAUAUUGUAGCUCCUGGUGGUUCUACCUGUGCUGGGUCUGCACAGGCAUGCUCUAAUACUCUGCUUUCUACUGGUACCGGUGCAAAAGAUGGAAAGAAAGAAACUGCUAGUGGAACACUCUUUGUCGGUUCUGAUGGCCAUGGCAGCUAUCAGGAGAAGGAUAGUGAAAACUGUAAAGAGAAAAAUGUUGUACCACCUGUUAAUGAAUCGCCACAUGCUAAAAAUACUGCUGAUGGCUUGAUAGAGAUUACAGACCCUGAGCUGGAGAUCACUCGUGCAGAAGCAGAAGUAGAAGCGCAUGUUUGUGAGAGUGAUGAGGACUUACCCAAUUAUUCUGACAUUGAGGCUAUGAUACUUGACAUGGACUUGGAACCUGAUGAUCAAGAUAAUUUUGAUCUCGAAGUUGCCAAGUAUCAGAGCCAGGACAUGAAAAGAACAAUCAUAAGACUUGAGCAGGCUGCUUAUUCAUAUAUGCAAAGAGCCAUUGCUUCCCGUGGUGCAUUAGCUGUUUUAUAUGGUAGAUAUUCAAAACACUACAUCAAGAAGCCUGAGGUUUUGGUGGGUAGAUCAACAGAAGACCUCGCCGUGGACAUUGAUUUGGGAAGAGAAAAGCGGGGUAGCAAAAUAUCUCGACGACAGGCAAUCAUACGGCUGGGUGAUGAUGGGUCGUUUCAUAUGAAAAAUCUGGGGAAGUAUUCAAUAUCAGUAAAUGAGAAGGAAGUAGAUCCUGGACAGAGUUUGAUCCUCAAAUCCGAUUGUCUAGUUGAGAUUCGGGGAAUGCCUUUCAUAUUUGAAACAAACCAAAGUCGCAUGCAAGAGUACCUGAAGAGAACAGGGAAACUGAACUGAGACCAGAACAAGAGUGCGUGUUGUUUGUGUAGAUGAAUGAUGCACCUCUUGUGUAAUGUACCUUAGCCAUAGGAACACGUCUUGUAGAUCUUUUAUUACAUUUUUAGUUCGCAUCAUGCAUAGUUGACCCUGUUUUAAAGCGUUGAAACGAAAAUACAAGUCUCUUGUAACUGAACUUCUUAGGUUUUAAGCGAAGAAUGAUUGUUCUUGUGUUUGGCUUGUGAAGUUGAUACAAGAGUUCUUUGGAUACCCUAUCAAUGUAAGGGAUUGGUUUCCA
Arabidopsis lyrata subsp. lyrata is the source of this 2678-nucleotide messenger RNA. RefSeq lists its product as uncharacterized. The transcript is spliced from 9 exons. Gene Ontology annotation, molecular function: G-quadruplex RNA binding; protein binding. Gene Ontology annotation, biological process: positive regulation of transcription by RNA polymerase II. Gene Ontology annotation, cellular component: NSL complex; MLL1 complex; Ino80 complex. The record is from RefSeq and is a predicted model, not a curated record. Bases 278 to 2401 code for a protein of 707 amino acids. NCBI's taxonomy places the organism in Eukaryota, Viridiplantae, Streptophyta, Magnoliopsida, Brassicales, Brassicaceae.